Messenger RNA from Cheilinus undulatus (humphead wrasse), 1821 nucleotides. RefSeq lists its product as uncharacterized. Lineage: Eukaryota; Metazoa; Chordata; Actinopteri; Labriformes; Labridae. The transcript has 2 exons. The record is from RefSeq and is a predicted model, not a curated record. The coding region runs from base 11 to 1462 and encodes 483 amino acids.
UGUUAAAACCAUGGCGAAUUCUAGUCGCAGAUGUCACUGUAGUGUCCCCUGUUGCUCAAAUGACAAACAGACGCAUCCUUAUUUAAGUUUUCACGACUUUCCAACAGAUGUGGGUUUACGAGGUCGCUGGGUUCAGGCGAUUAGAAGAGAGGAGGGCGCCACUUUCAGGAUUCUCCGCGGCAGCACCUAUGUCUGCAGUUUGCAUUUUAAAGAUGACGACAUCUAUUCAACCCCGAAAGGUUUGAGGAGAAUUAAAAAGGGGGCUGUACCUUCGAGGUUUUUAUGGAAUGACUGGGGCAGAAAUCAAACUCGGACCGGUAGGCGACUGGGUUUUGACGCAACAACCGACUCCGAGGAGGAUGCUAACGCGAUCUCUGCAGUUGAUGUUGCCGUUACUCGCUGUGAGCACGAUUAUGCUCAACCACCUCCACCUGGUACAUCAGAUGAUGCAUCUGAGAGAAUCAAGGAACUAGAGAAGAAAGUGCAAGAACUACACCUUAAACUCCAACAGUUGACCAUUCAACAACAGCAGCCUCACAUGAAACGCUUCUGUGCCUCAGAUGAAGACUUCCGCUUCUACACCAGAUUCCCAUCAGAAGAAGUCUUCAUGAUUUUCUGGGAGUCAGUUUCUCCAUCUGCUUCCAGGCUGGUGUACUGGUCAAAGGCACAGAAGGGAGAAUUUGAGGCUCCAAGCCCCCACCGCAAGCUGCAUCUCAUUGAUGAGUGCUUCAUGUUCUUCUGCCGUGUUGCAGCUGGACUCAAAGAAAAGGUACUGGCAUCUAUAUUUUGUAUCAGUGUAUCUACAGUGAGUUGCACCAUACUUACAUGGACAAGCUACUUCUAUCAAGUCCUUGGAUCACUCCCCAUCUGGAUGACUCGGGAGCAGGUGCAGGCCACCAUGCCUGACAAGUUCCUGCAAUACUGCCCCAAAGUCAGAGUGAUUAUUGACUGUACAGAACUUCGCUGCGAAACAUCAUCUUCCCUCACCUUACAAUCUGAAACCUUCUCCAGCUACAAGAACCACACCACAUUUAAAGGUUUAAUUGGCAUUGCACCUUGUGGGGUAAUUACAUUUAUAUCUAAAUUAUACACUGGGUCAAUCUCUGACAAAGAAAUAACCAGGAGAGCAUGUCUGACACAGUAUCUCCAGCCAGGGGAUGGAGUCAUGGCUGACGAAGGGUUUUUGAUUGAAGACAUGUUAGCAGAGGUCGGUGCAACGCUGAUCAUUCCACCACUUAAAACUGCCCCUCAGCUCAGCAGUGCAGACGCUAAAAAAAUGCAAGCCAUUGCAUGUCUUAGAGUUCUGGUGGAGAGGGCAAUACAUCGUGUGAAGGAAUACCACAUCUGGGAUGGUGUUGUUCCUCUCUCCUUGGCAGGCUCCAUCAACCAGCUGUGGGCAGUUUGCUGCCUGUUGACAAGCUACCAAGGCCCUUUAGACAUCAAAAGUGACAAGCCUGUAUAGAUGGCUGGAACCAGCACACCCCUUUUAUCGAGUACUUUUUCUAUCAAAAAUCAAAAAUAUGUACUGUAGCCAAUUUUGAUGUCCUGGAGUUCAUUUGUAGUUCUUGUGAUAUCAAAACAUAGUUUAAUGUGUACUCAUGUUAUACUGAAAUGAAAAUUCUAGUAUAGAGACAACUCUAUUGCAAUAUAUGUAUAUAUGGAGAAAAAAAAACAAUCUGAACAGUUUGGCAUUAAAAUGAAUUUAUAUAUUAAUUAAAGAGCCCUGACCCUGUUGAAACCAUUACCUUUUCUAUGUAGUUGGGCCUCUACAGCAAUGUUUUUAUGUAUUUUGAAUGUAAAAAAAUAAAACAUUGAAUUACA